CAAAAUUUUAAAAUGAGAACCCUAGGCAUUGUGCGGGACAUGCUUGAGCAGUGAGCGGGGAGGGAUCGAACUACCCCGCAGGCCCAACAACAUAUGUUGAUCACCGCAGGAUAAGUGGAUCCCAACGAAGGGUGUUCUUCCUGCCCCGUGCCUUCCUUGGAGCAGUUGAAGGAGCGCGCGGGGGAAGAAGUAACAUGGGAGGAGGCGGGGUGUGUUGUCCCGUAGGCUCUGGUGGGGGGUAAAAAUUCACUGCGGGCUAAGCAGAACAGUGGGUGGGAGACAUGACUUGCUUAUCCCGCGCGGAGUCGAGGCGAAUCAAAACUCAUGUGGGACAAGGGCCGACAGGGAAUGCCUUGUGGUGUGCUCAUUCCGCACACCCAAAGAUGUCUCCCAAACACAGCACGAGGAAACAAAGGUGUUAUCCCGCAGGGGUAGUGAGCUCCACAAAAUCUUGUGCGGGAUAAAAUUAUAGUGGACUAAAGCGAACCAAGUAUAGAGCGCGGGAGAAUGAAAAUUAGGGCACAACGAGUUUGUUCUGGAUCAAGCUCUAAUGUUUCUCAAAACAAGUAACAAAGCAUAUUGACAAUGCAGAAUGAGGAAGAUGAGCCUAGAACAGUGGAGCAACACCCAUCAAAGCAAAAUCUGAUAGCAUAAUGAAGCUUCUCGCGUUUGAUGUCGCACGCAGGGAGUUCAAAUUUUUUAUAUCUCUCACAAGGGGCAUAACAAAGGGUGAAUGGAGAAGUGGCAAAGGCAGAACGCUGAAGGAAGCACAAUGCACGCAUAUGACAUUCUCUUGACGAUGCUAGUGCUAAAGUGAACUAUUUUGUUCCACCAGGCGAUGGAUUAAUCUAUGCUUUGAGAGUGUUCUAGCAGAAUACGCACCAAAUGGACAUGAUCCAGGUCAAUAAUAUUUCAAGAUACAGUGCGGUAUGGGCACAAAUGUAAGGUGCGAUGGCAUAUAACAUGUGAAUGGCUUGAGCAAAAUGUCGCAGAGUAAGUGUGAUCUCAUGACUGCAUAGACUAUUGGGUAUGCACAAAAUAGUUUUGUAUGAAUGCAGACUAAGCGAAUGGCACAAUGGCAAAGCACAGGGCGUGAACUGUUUGCCAGUGAUGCCUCACAGUCUACACAGUGCACAUUUGUUGAAAGGGGUUUGUGUUGGCUCGAAGAUGAGAGUUGGUUUGGAUCGAAGUUAUAGAAUGAAAAUUCUUCCUUGUGCCAGAUUAACGCCCCAUACCCUUUUUGGUCAUAGGUUUUAAAAAUGCAGAAAUUUCAUUGUUAAAAUGACGCUGAAAGGUGAAGUGUGCAUCAAAUGUAAAUUGUAAGAUGCGAUGUUUUUGAAUGUGCAACAAAAGUCUCCACAUUCUUCAUGUUCCUCUGUGGGGUGGUGCAGUGAUUGUUGGAUGUACGCAUAGUGGAUAAUGCAUUCGAAGCUGCCAGUUUAUGAAGCAAGAUGCCAAGACAAACCUGUGUAUUAUUCCAGAGGCAGAAUUUGGAGAUUUCUCGUGAUGCAAAACUAAACGAGCAUUGAGUGUGUUUUUUUCCCUCGUCACGCACUCGUCUCCCUCUUCUCUGCUCCCACGGCGGCAUCAGCAUUCAGUUUCCAAUGGCGGGAAGGAUCCGUGCCUUCUCAUACUUCAUUACCAAGAAUCAAUGGGAGAGGCCAGUGUGUGAAGGUAGGGGCAAUCGAGUUGCAGGACUGGACCAGGGAUUAUAUUUUUGUACGAAGAGUAAUUUCAAAUAAGUUUUCUGGAAUGGUAAUCUUUUCUUGAUUCGUUUUGAUGCAUGGAGCAGAUAGAGACAUAAUAUGGCUGCAACGUGAUUUUGGCAUUUAUAUUUGCAAUCUAUUUGACAUGGGCCAGGUGCUUGCAACAUCAACCAAAAAAAGUGAUGAUAAUGGUUCUCUAGAAUCAGAAAAAACUCAUAAUAACGAUUCCUUUGGAGAAGAUGAUGAAGGUAUGAUUGUGAACUCUAAAAAAGUAGAAGGUUCAGAAUUCAUUUCCAGUUGUUUACACAAAGUUGAUAAAGGUGAUCAACUCCCACGAUACAGGGCUCGAGUAUUUGCUGCAAAGGUAAUCUUAAUAUUUUUAUCUGGGCCAUCCUUUCUUUACCCUUCGCCAGUUGAGCCGGUUAGCAGAGAGAGAGAAAGCAGAGUGAGAACAAGUUGUCUUAUUGGAAGGAAGGGCCAAAGGGACGAGGGACAAGUUGUCUUUCUCUUGGCUGGAAGGGACAAGCUCCUGCCCUUCGUCUUCAGAUGUUUGAGUCGGCUACCUAAUGCAGUUGGAAAGGAACAAACUCACUUUGACAUAUUACAAGCACGAAAAGGCAAAAUGAUUCAUGGUGUGCAAACUCUUGGUGAUUGGUACUCAGGGGCAACGAGGAAGACAACCAAAUGCAGGAUGGGCGAAAGACUACAAAUGAUAGAAGGCAUUACAUAGAGGACUCAUCAUUCAGGCAAUGUCGAGUCACCUUUCCUUAUCUACAUUUAAUUUUAUGUUUUGAAUCUGCAAAUAUAUAGUUUUUCCUUUCCUUUGCACCAUAUCAGUUAGUCUCAUGGCUUGUGUGAGACAUUGUACAUUCAUCAAUAAAAGAUUACUUUCUCAAAAAAUUGUGUUCACUCUAUUUCAUAUGCAUCUGAAUAAUGAAACAUGAUAUUGUAAUCUUUUUUAUUUAUUUAUUUUAUUUAUUUAUUUA
Cryptomeria japonica (Japanese cedar) is the source of this 2692-nucleotide messenger RNA. RefSeq names its product protein SWEETIE. The record is from RefSeq and is a predicted model, not a curated record. Gene Ontology annotation, cellular component: nucleolus; nuclear exosome (RNase complex). The transcript has 8 exons. Gene Ontology annotation, biological process: nuclear polyadenylation-dependent snRNA catabolic process; histone mRNA catabolic process; nuclear polyadenylation-dependent antisense transcript catabolic process. NCBI's taxonomy places the organism in Eukaryota, Viridiplantae, Streptophyta, Pinopsida, Cupressales, Cupressaceae. Gene Ontology annotation, molecular function: nucleic acid binding; 3'-5'-RNA exonuclease activity. The coding region runs from base 1780 to 2436 and encodes 218 amino acids.